AUGCUUAUUUUGUGCCUUUUGCCCGUGUCCUCGGCUCAGCCCACCACCGCCGUAUCAGAUCUCGUUGCCAACAUUCCACGAGCGGCUGCGGCUCCAAGUGGAGAGAUCAUCGACGAUCACCACGAGAGAUCGACAUUCCCGGAGAAAACGCGGUUGCAUAUUGGUUCUGACUCGGUGAACGGCGGCAUUCUAAUACCUCGAAGCACAAACUCGGAUAUGCCCACCGCGUUCGACACUGUCUCCUCCAAUUUUGCCAAUGCCACCUGUGUAUCAUUUUUCAAAACGUUCCUCGCCAACACAACAGUAACAGAAUGCCACGCGGUAUCUUUACUAAUGGAAAACUCCAACUCAUUUUUCCAUACCUUGACUUCCGCCCAGGCCACUUCGCGCGUUCUCGACACCGCAUGCUCGGAGCCCCUCUCCAAAUGCUCGACCAUCAUGACCAACCUGGCCUCCCAGAUGCUCUCCGAUAGUCAUUGCGGACAGGACUAUCAAUCAGGCAACUCAUUCGUGCAGGGUGCCUACGAGGACCUGAUGGCGUAUGAACCUAUGUAUCUUGCCACAUGCCUCACGAACGUGGCGACUGGUGACUACUGUUUUGUGGAUGCUGUACAGAACAGUGCCGCCCCAAAUGACUAUAACGUUUAUCUCAUGCCCCUUGGCAGCACAAUCGGUACAGGCAACUUGACUUGUAAUCAGUGCCUGAAGGAUACCAUGACUACUUUCGCCCACUGGGCCGUGGUCGACGGCCAGCCUCUGGACACCACCUAUCUUCCCUCAGCCAGGCAAGUCAAUGAUAUCUGUGGGGCCGGUUUUGCCAAUGUCAAUAUCACUGUCGGCAGCGAUUCAGUCACAUCAGGGGGCCCACUGACACUUCCAUUACCCAACAUCCGAUUCCUUGUCUCGGUAAUUGGGCUAGUGCUCGGGACAAUAACCAUGGGAGUACUUUAA
Penicillium maclennaniae is the source of this 951-nucleotide messenger RNA. RefSeq lists its product as uncharacterized. Lineage: Eukaryota; Fungi; Ascomycota; Eurotiomycetes; Eurotiales; Aspergillaceae. The record is from RefSeq and is a predicted model, not a curated record. Bases 1 to 951 code for a protein of 316 amino acids. The transcript has a single exon.